GAGAGAGGGAGAAAGUUCGUGUUUCUCCUCCCACCCUUCGGCGGAGCUGGGACGUUGUUCCUGGCAGGGCUCGGGCUCCUUUGGCAAGUGCUUGAGUGAUGGAAGAAGAAGCUGAAGUCCUAAUGGAUCAGACUGAAUCUGCUCCAGAAAACAUAGAAAUCACUGAAACUAAGAAAAAGGGACCAAGAGGUCGGGGAAGAGGCCGAGGUGGCAGAGGAUAUGCUAGAGGGAAAAUGCGAGGCAGAGCACUGAAUGGCUUUGGACCUAUAAGACGUGGAAUGGGAAGAAUGCGCCCAUAUCCAGAUGCAAGAGGUCGAAGAGGAGCACGAGGGGGACCACUUUUUCCACCAUCUCUGCCCACAAGAGGAAUGAUGAGAAUGCCUUUUCUGCCUCCACCACCACGAUAUGGGGCUCCUCUUCCCCCUUUUCCUCCCCCACCACCUGGAAUAAUGGGCUUCAGGGGCAGACCUCCUCCCCCCAGAGCUAGAGGAAUGCUUCCAUGGCCACGAGGCUAUUUUCCACCCUCAAGAGGGAUAACAUAGUCUCCCUUUGAGGCCAGUGGGAGAUGGCAUGCAGACCUUUGAGAGAGCUUUCAUCAAGGCCUUAUUUGAGGUGAGAGAGUAUUUCAAACAUUCCCCCGCCCCUGCUCACUUUCUUUUUCCUUAGGCAAAGUCUACACUCAUCUGGCUUCUAUUCGUGUUCAAAGGGCACAUGCAUGCACACGACACAGCCUUGAUAUUGUUUCACUCAGGACAUCAGGGGUCAGGUUUCACAGGUGCCUCCUGGUGGACCCCAGGCAUCUGAAUGGAUUCAACAAGAUCAGUUCCAGAAAUCAGGCUGCCAAGCACACUGGUGGUGGGUCAACCAGGCAUGUGUUGUAAUAAUUUCACAAGGUUGGGUUUUAUGCAGAUCUCUACCCAAGGGUUACAGCCAGAAGCCAUUUCAUGAAAUGGCAUGCCCAUGUGAAUCAGACGUAUUUGUGUGUGGAUGCAAUGCAUGUCAAAUCACAGCACACAACUUGUGGCAAGUCUUCUUUUUCUCCCUAUUAGCUGUAUUUGGAUCUGUGUCUCCUCACUGGACAGUAUAUACAAGCCCUAUUUUGAGGUUAAGCCUGAACAGGGUACGUCAAUGCGCUAGUAAGAGCAUGGGGCCUGGCUGAGUGGCCCAACCCCUCAGUUCCAACUUCGUUGCAUUGAGCGUGCAGGUCUAAAAAAGAGUUCUAGUUGUGUCCCUUUGAAUGUUUGUAGAACUCUCUGUGCAUUUGGGGAUCCUGCUUUAUCCAGCAUUGUCUUGUGUAAGCGGAAAAUCACUUCCGUUUGCACAAGACAGCCCCACUGAAUCCUUCCAAUUUCCCCAUCCUGUUGAAGCUCCCCCCCACCCAUGCAUCAUCCCAGACCAUCAGUCAAACAUCAGGAAUGGCUUGUGGGGGAGAGGGUGGCACAGAGAUCUGUAGUGGUAGGAACCAGAGGAGCCCUGCUGUGCAAGUUCUGCCUUUAUACCAAGCCAGACCAUUGGUCCAUCUAGCCCAGUACACUCUAUUCUAACUGGGAGCAGCCAAGAUCUCCAGUAGAUAUGGCUCUUCUCCAGCCCUGCUACCUGAGAACCCUUUAACCCAUGCUGCCAGAGACUGAACCUGAUGUCCAACAUGGAAACACCACCACGUGGCCCUUGAUUUUCCACUUAGGCUUAACUAGCCUUGCUGCUCUCCAUGCUUGGAAGUGCCAGAAAAGGAUUACUAUGUCCAGGAUUCUAUAUUCUCUAUUGCUGAAAAAGGUUUUACUAUGCUGACUUGGCAAUUCACACUAUGCUGUACAUUUUUAGCAGGAGGAUAUUGCUGAAUUUUGCAUAUUGGUAAUACAAGAUUGCUACAACCAUCUGAAUUCUGUGCAAACCCCCACCACAUAUAUUUUUUAAAAAAUCAGAGCUGUGAUUGUGACAUUGCUUUUCAUGCCUUUAUUUUGCAUUGCUUUGGGGAAUAUCCAUUGCAGACUGACAAGCAGGUUAGCUAAAUCCUAGUCUGCUUGCAAAAUGGUGCCUCUCUUUGUGUUUGGUUCCAUUUCUGAGAUGCUCAUUUCACAUGGUGCAGACACUGUAGUUUUUUAGGAAGAUGAACUUGUGGGUACCUUUUUUUUUCUUUUUUUUUUUGCUGGUACUCGAGUUGUACUGAAUCAUGUAUAUAAAAGAGCUAGCCCAUCUAAUUCCUGAAUAAAUAAAAUGUAAUGUUCCAAUGCAAGCUGGAUGAAUGGAAAUGUGAUUUUAACAUUGAUAACAUUGAUAGAUGCUUAGAGAAGAUCUGUCCCCAUCAUGGGUUCAUACAUAGCACCAUUCCCUUCCCUCUGGAGUCUUCAUGGGAUCUGUUCCCUAGUAAGUGGCAGCCAAAGGCUGAUAUUAGGGAUGACCACAGAUGGGGAUAAAAAAGUUGCCUGAAUAAUCUUGGUAGCAUAUGUUGGAUCCAGAUAAACUCAUUGAACUUAGGUCCCCAUUGAAAUGGAUCUAUGUCAUAACUAAGUUCAGCUAACUUAGUUUGGAACCAACACUAUAUUAUUUCUUUUCCUGAUACUACACUUGAAUAUGAUGAUAUUGUGAGAAUCUUUUGUAAGCUAUGUUGAGAGCCUCCUGGGGCUAUAAAACAUGUUACAAGCACUCUAAAUAUAGUGUGCUUUUAUGUUCUGCUUCUGAAACUUAAGAAACCUCACUAUUUAUCAAUCAUAGCAUGCAGGUUAUGGAUUUAUAUUUAUUAAUUAAAAUUUUAUCACACCUUUUGAUCAAGGUCGCUUUUCCCAACCCCCAAAACCACAAACAAAAUCCAAACACCAAGAUGAUAAAAUAUACCAUUACUAGCAACCUCUAAAACAGUAACAAGCAGUGUUCAGGGAGGGGCUGUAGCUCAGUGUGAUAGAGCACCUGCUUUGCAUGCAGAAGAUCCCAUGUUUGACCUCCAGGUACAGCUAUGAAAGAAUCCUGCCGGAAACUUUGGAAAGCUGCUGCCAGCCACUUGUUGAAAAUACUGGGCUAGAUGAACCAAUGCUCAUUCAGUAUAAUGCAGCUUCCUACAUUUCUAGAAUAAUAUAUCAAGGACAUUAAAAUGGAGCAAAUCAGCAGGUAAAAUGUCAGUCAAAAAGGAUUUUUCUGUUGCCUUUGACUGCUAUGCACAGAGGGGUGUGUGGUGAGCCAUCCUUGUAAAGGAGAUCCAGACCUAGGUGCAACCAUAGAGAGCACAUGCUCAUAGGUUGUUGUUUUGGGUUUUUUAAAGCUAUAUUUCAGGAGUUCAAUUUAUUCCUCGCAUACCAAACAAUUUUCUGUCAGUACCAAACAUGAGUAAUUGUUACAGUAGUUUUGUUCUAAGAAUACAAUCCACACAGGAAUCUUUCUUUGGUGGUGUAUACCCUUGAAAGCACUUCAGGGCUGCCCCAUUUUAUGCUGUGGCAGUAACCAAAUGGCUUUCAAACUUAAGGCCUGGUUUGCACAUAACAAACCCUGAGUAUGGGUUGUCAUUAUGUGCAAACCUUGCACUGUGGGGUUGUUAACCACAAACAACUCAGGAAGGGAACCCAUGGUUUGUUGUUGGGUUGUGAACCAUGCAUUGUUCAUGAUUAACAAUCCAUCGUUAGACCAUAAUUCAGGGUUUGGAUAUAACCACCCACGAUUCGACGACAAUCCUCAGGGUUAUCGAUUAGUGUGAACCAGGUAUACGUCUGCAUUUGCACAUCCCCCAAAGGAAAUACUGUUGUAAUUGCUACUUUGACUGAAAACCUAAAAGCUUGAAUUAAAUAUUAGAUUCUUUGGGGGAAAUGGAAAUGUUUUUCUUAUAGCUCUGGGAAGAUAUGAUUGUUAUUCUUGAGAGUGCUUGGCAGAAACAUCUCCACAAGGUUUUGGAAAAUGGUUCCUCUUCUCUCCCCUGUUACAUGUAAACACAUGCCACAAUCAUUAAGAGGCAAUCCUAUAUCUGCAAAUAAGCUCCUUGGAACUCAGUGGGACUUUUGAGUAGACAUGUAGAGAAUUGGGGUGGGGGGUUAGUUUGUUUUUAGUCACUGAAGGAAAGCUAGAGUUGAAGUGGGAGGUAGUUGUCUCACCAUGGUAUUCUAUAAUAUUUAGACAGGCACUUUUAUUUUAUUCACUGGUUGUACUCGUAGGAGCUGCCUAUGCAAAGGUGAAGAAUGACCAGUAUAUUAUCUUAACCACAAUCAGGAGGUUUGAAGAAUUGCUUUGCCAGAUUAGACAGAAAUCCAUUAUUUUCGCAAGCUACUAGUCAGAUGCUUCUGGAAACCUACAAGCUGAGCGUGGCGAUGAUUUGCCACCCCAUUUGUCCUAGGCAUCUAGUAUGCAGCGAGAUGGUUUCUGUUAUCAGGCUGAAUAGACACGGAUAGGGCUGCCAUUAAUAUCAGUGAAAUCUAUACAGAGGAAUGUCCUGGUGGAUUUUUCCACUUUUCAAUAGGCACAUUUAAGUUUCUGGAAGCAAGAUUUCAUAAAGCUUGAGAGAAACACAUUUAAGGUAGUGCAAUCUUGAACUGGGGAGGGAGGAAUCAAAUUUAAAGAACGUUCUGUUGUAAUAAAUGUCAUUCCAGGAUCAACUGGUUUUAAUGAAGAACUUUGUAUCAGUACAUCAGAAGUUAAUAAAGUAACUUUACUGCGA
Messenger RNA from Elgaria multicarinata webbii, 4633 nucleotides. RefSeq names its product actin nucleation-promoting factor WAS-like. The transcript has 6 exons. The coding region runs from base 99 to 542 and encodes 147 amino acids. The record is from RefSeq and is a predicted model, not a curated record. NCBI's taxonomy places the organism in Eukaryota, Metazoa, Chordata, Lepidosauria, Squamata, Anguidae.